CCCGGACCCAAAGUAGAAGAAGAAGACGGUGGCCCCAUGGACGAAAGCCCGCCACCGAGCGUCACGUCGCCGACGUCCCUCGACGACUUCCGGCGGUCCUCCGUCGGUUCCAUGCCCCGGCGAGAGACCGAGCCAUCGGGCUACCAGCGGGCUGCGUCCCUCAAGUUCCUCCAGCGGGGCGCCAGCGGUCAUGCGAGCAUGAGCAUGGGCCCGAACGACAUCCCGACGCAUGCAGGCCCUGUCGCUGGCGCGCCCAUGUCAGCGCCGAGCCUCUCCAAGCCAGGCUCGCGGCGCAGCUUUGCGUUCUUUGGCUCCAAGGACCGCCCGCCAUCGAGCACGGGCUCGAGUACGCAAUCCUCGUUCAUGGGUGGGCAACCGCCGUUCAUGAGCAACAAGACGGGCUCGGGCUUGAGCGACUCGUCGAUGCCCGAGCAGUCGCCAGCAUCAACGGGCUCGCAAGGGUCGACGAUGCUGUCGCAGUCGAUGGCACCGUCCGAUAGCCCAGCAAACGCGAUCUUGCACAGCGGGUACUUGACCAAGCGCGGUCACGUCAUCACAAACUGGAAGACGCGCUUUUUCGCGCUGCGGUCGCAAGGCCGAUUGAGCUACUACAACGACGAGGGCAUGGGGAAGAAGCUCGGCGAGGUCCACGUGUCCAAAGUGAGUCCAUGGAGCGGCGAAACCAAUGGCUUUAUGUUCCAAACGACCAAGCAAAUCUCGUAUUACGUGUACGCGAGCUCCAACACGGAGCGAGCGCGCUGGCUCAAAGCCCUCGACGACUUCUACAUUGUGCCCGACCCGGUCGACUGCGAAGGGUACCUCACCAAGCGCGGACACCUCGUGCCUAGCUACCGCUUGCGCUACUUUGUCAUGUGCGGCAGCGUCGUCAAGUACUACAGCGACGAGACGGCGUACCGCACCGGCGCGUCGGCGUUGGCCGAGAUCGAAGUCAAGAGCGGCGGCCGCUGGGACGGCGAGAGCACCGGUCUCUUCUUCAAGACCGCGACCAACAGCACCAUGUUUGUCUGCGCCGAGAACGUGGCCGACCUGCAAAAGUGGAUCGAGGCGCUCGGCCGCAUCUUCAACGAGGCGCCCAAGCCCGCGCCUGUCGCUUGCGCCGGCUGGCUCACCAAGCAAGGCCACAAGCGCAAGAGCUGGAAGAAGCGAUACUUUGUGCUCCGGGGCACCGUCCUCUCGUACUUUGCGGACUUUGAGGCCGCCAACACGCGUCUCGGGAAGGCGCUCAGCGAAGUGAGUGUCAAGGACGUGGCGCCGUGGGACGGUGAAGUGUGCGGCUUUAUGUUUGUGACGCUCGAGAACGUGCCGUACUACGUCUUUGCUGACAACGAGCGCGACCAGGCCAAGUGGAUGACGGCGCUCAAGAAGGCUGUCGGCCUCGACGCGCCGACGCUCGAGACGCCCGACGAACCAGAGAAGAAGUGUCCGCGCUGCGAGUAUGUGCUCACGGGCACGCGCUUUUGCGGCGCGUGCGGCUUUAACCUUCGCGGUACGAGCAACGAACGCUCCAAGAUGGCGCCGCCGCCCGUGGCCGUCGCGGACGAGGCAGACGACGACGAGAACAACGCGAUGGACGACCUCGACGCGCUCUCGGAAGGCGCGCGCACCUUGCUGCUCGCCGUCAUGCAAAAUCCCAGCGUUCAGAUUGGCGGCGAAGGCGAGAAUGCGUUCGCACCGCGCAUCGGAAGCACCCCGUCCGUCGAGACAACGACCGACGCACCGCCGCCGCCGCUGUCGCCGGAGAAGCCUGCACCGCUCGUGCUUGCGACGCCCGAGAAGCCGCCGACUCCGGAAAAGCCAGCCGAGAAGCCGCCAGCGUUUGUGAUGCGCCCGCCGACGCCGCCCAAGCCGUCCGCGGCCAAGAGAAGCAACAGCGACAGUGAGGACGAAGAAGAGUCGAAGGAAGACUUUUCGAAAUUUCGGACCGCGACCGACUCGUUUGCGUCCAAGCAGCGCAAGCAGGCGCCGCGCGCCAUCAACGUCCCGGGCCCGACGACGACCACGGACACGAGUUUCAACUCGUUUGGCUCGGACCAGGCGCCGGCCCGUCGCAUCUCGCAGCCGAUCCCGAUCGACGGGCCGCAGCCGCUGGGGCCGUCGGCGCGCAAGACGGUGGCUCAGCUUCUCCACGAAGCCGAAAGCGACGAAGAAGAGGAAAAGAAGGAGCACGACGACGAUGACGCGUCGACAGGAGACAAACCGGGCGAAGGGCUGUCUCAGUUCCACCUUCGCGGGUCGGCGCGGCAGUUUGAUACGCUGCCGCCCAACGACGACCACGACGAGACUGCCGCCGUCGCGUCGCCAAGCUCGCGCCAUAGCGAUGCGCUCGUACUCGACGGCGUUGUCGGCCUCGAUGAAGAAACCAAGCCGACGCCCAAGCUCGACUUGCACACGCUCAUGGAGCGCGAGCUGCACUGCACGCCGCUCUUUGUUCCGUCGGCCGAGUCGCCUGUCCGCUGCCGCCUCUACGCGUCGAUGGCCUACGCCACGUCCAAGAAGAUUCUCGUGUUCCUCUCCGACUCGGGGCCGCUCGGGGUGUGGCACCAGAACGACAACAUGAACGCUGCGCUCGACGAAGACCACCCGUUUGCGAUGCUGUCGUAUCUCCAGCGGGCGGUCUCGGAAGGCUACAGCGUCGUCGUCUGCAAUCCGUUCUCGAACAGCGCCAAGGUGUUUGAAGAGGGCGGUCGUGAGCGCAUUGUGCCGAUUCCGUCGUCCGCGACCCCGAAAGAGCACGUGUUUUUCGUGUGGGAGAAAUUCCUGCAGCCGACGUCGGCCGAGAUCUCGGUCGUCGCGUAUCAGCGGGGAGGGUCGCUCGCUGUGGCUCUGCUCGAGCACUUUGAGCGCUGCCGGACGCGUCUCCACCGCAUGGCGUUUGUCGAUUCCAAGCACAUUGUCAACCGUGAAAGCACGAGCGCGGCGGUCCUCGAGGUCCUCGGUCGCCGCACGAUCCAGUGGGAAGCGUCGAAAGACCAAGCGCUCGGCGGCCAAAUCGUCGAGUCGCAAGAGCGCGUCGGCUGCGUCUGUCUCUCGAUCGGCGCGUGCGACGACCUGCACGUGCUCCAGCACGCCGAAGAUCCAGUGUUUGCGUACCUCUUGGCCAACCCGCCGCGCCCGGGCAUGACAGCGAUCGUCAAGCAGGUCCGCAGCGUCCUCCGCGCCCGCCGCAAGACGCUGAAUGAAAAGAAGCCCGAGAUGCGCAACUCGAAUGUGUUUGUGCUCGGCGAAGCCGACACGGGCAACAGCGACAAUAUGGAUGAAGAGCCGUCGCCCGAAAAGGAAAUGCAAGUCGCGCGGCAAGCGCCGGCGGCGCCCACGUACUACUUGCCCAAGCAGACGGCGGCGGCACCCAAGUCCAAGACGCAGCCACAUAAUUUGAUUUCGAUGCGCGACUUUGAGUUGGUCAAGGUCGUGGGCCAAGGCGGCUUUGGCAAGGUCUUCCUCGCCAAGAAGGUGACGGACCCGCACAAGGACGAGUCGUAUGCGAUGAAGGUCCUCAAGAAGCAGCACGUGCUCUCGAGCGGCCUCGUCAACACGACGAUGGCCGAGCGCAAGAUCCUCACGGAAAUUUCGCACCCGUUCGUCGUCAAGCUCUACUACGCGUUCCAGUCCGAGUCCAAACUGUACCUGGUCAUGGACUACCUCAGCGGCGGGUCUCUCGCGCUCCAUCUCCGUCGCCGGCGCAAGUUCCCAGAGGACUGGGCGCGUUUUUACGGUGCCGAGGUGGCCGCCGCGAUCGCGCAUCUGCACCACGUUAACAUCAUCUACCGCGACGCCAAGCUUGAGAACGUGCUCAUGGACCACGAAGGCCACGUGCGGAUCACUGACUUUGGUCUCUCCAAGCAAGGCGUGUCGGGGCUCCAGGGCGCGACGACCUUUUGCGGGACUGCUGCGUACAUUGCGCCCGAGCUCCUCAAGGGCCAGACUGGUCCGCGCGGCGCCGACGAGGUGCUCACGCACCCAUUUUUUGACUCGAUCGACUGGGCCGAGCUCCUCGCCAAGCGCGUGCCGCCGCCGUUCAACCCGGGCGUCGGUCGCCUAGACACGCACUUUGUGGCGCAGAACCUCAACGAGAUCACCUCCCAAGACCGGCAGGUGAGCAUGAUGCACCGCAACGAGCACGGCCCGCAGCGCCACAACGACUUUGAUGGGUUUAGCUUUGUCGGGCGGUCCAACCUCAACUUGGACCUGAGCUAA
Messenger RNA from Saprolegnia diclina VS20, 4215 nucleotides. Its product is annotated as AGC protein kinase. The transcript has 4 exons. Bases 37 to 4215 code for a protein of 1392 amino acids. The record is from RefSeq and is a predicted model, not a curated record. Lineage: Eukaryota; Oomycota; Saprolegniomycetes; Saprolegniales; Saprolegniaceae. Gene Ontology annotation, molecular function: ATP binding; protein serine/threonine kinase activity. Gene Ontology annotation, biological process: protein phosphorylation.